This is a messenger RNA of Arvicanthis niloticus (Nile rat), 4755 nucleotides long. NCBI's taxonomy places the organism in Eukaryota, Metazoa, Chordata, Mammalia, Rodentia, Muridae. The record is from RefSeq and is a predicted model, not a curated record.
ACAGCUUCCGGUGGGUAACCGGGGACUCGGGAGCUCACUCGGAGCGUGGCUGUUUCGGAGAGCAUUAAUGUCCGCAGGCCUGCCUAGCGUAAGAAGUAGCUGGAAAAAAUGUCUCGGGCUGUUCAUUUUCCAGUCCCUUGUCCAGUGCUGCUUGGCACCUUAACAGAUGACUCCUUGGAAGCGCAGCUUCAUGAAUAUGCCAAGCAAGGGAACUAUGUGAAAGUCAAGAAAAUUCUUAAGAAAGGAGUCUGUGUUGAUGCAGUCAACACUCUGGGCCAGUCGGCACUUUUUGUUGCAGCAUUAUUGGGCCAUGUGAAAUUAGUCGAUGUUCUGGUGGAUUAUGGAUCAGAUCCAAAUCACCGCUGCUUUGAUGGGAGCACCCCUGUCCAUGCAGCAGCCUUUUCAGGCAACCAGUGGAUCCUCAGUAAACUACUGACUGCAGGGGGAGACUUGCGACUCCACGAUGAGAAGGGUCGAAACCCACAGGCCUGGGCCUUGACAGCAGGGAAGGAUCGUAGCACUCAGAUGGUGGAGUUCAUGCAGCGAUGUGCUUCACACAUGAAGGCUAUCAUCCAGGGCUUCUCCUAUGACCUCCUCAAGAAGAUAGACUCUCCUCAGCGGCUCAUCGGCAGCCCACCCUGGUUUGGUAGCCUCAUUCAGGGAAGCCCAAAUAGUUCUCCUAGCCGACAGCUUAAACCUGGAAUCAUUUCUGCCCAAAAUAUCUACAGCUUUGGCUUUGGGAAGUUUUACCUCACUUCAGGGAUGCAGCUCACUUACCCAGGAUCUCUUCCAGUAAUUGGAGAAAAGGAAGUGAUCCAGGCUGACGAUGAGCCGACCUUCUCUUUCUUCAGUGGCCCCUACAUGGUCAUGACUAACCUCGUGUGGAACAGGAGCCGAGUUACAGUGAAGGAGCUGAACCUUCCCACCCAUCCCCACUGUAGCAGGCUGAGGCUGGCCGACUUGCUGAUUGCUGAGCAGGAACACAGCAGCAACCUGCGCCAUCCUAACCUGCUGCAGCUGAUGGCUGUAUGUUUGUCCCGGGACCUGGAAAAAAUUCGCUUGGUUUAUGAGCGUAUCACAGUCGGCACACUGUUCAGUGUCCUCCAUGAACGGAGGUCCCAGUUCCCAGUGUUACACAUGGAAGUGAUUGUGCACCUGCUGCUCCAGAUUGCUGACGCCUUGAUAUACCUACAUUCCCGAGGGUUCAUCCAUCGCUCCCUUAGCUCCUACGCUGUCCACAUUGUCUCUGCAGGAGAAGCAAGGCUGACUAACCUGGAGUACAUGAUGGAAAGCCAGGACAGUGGUCCACAUAGGGACAUGACUCGAGUGCCCCUCCCCACCCAGCUGUACAACUGGGCUGCACCAGAAGUGGUCUUACAGAAGGCAGCCACGAUGAAGUCAGACAUCUACAGCUUUUGCAUGAUCAUACAAGAGAUCUUAACAGACAACAUACCCUGGAACGGCUUGGAUGGCUCACUUGUUAAAGAAACCAUAGCCUUGGGAAAUUAUUUAGAAGCUGAUGUCAGGCUUCCAGAACCUUACUAUGAUAUUGUUAAGACAGGUAUCAACGCCAAGCCGAAGAACCGAGCAAUGAACCUACAAGAUAUUCGUUAUAUUCUGAAGAAUGACUUAAAGGAAUUUAUUGGAGCUCAGAAAACUCAGCCAACUGAGAGCCCCAGAGGGCAGAGAUAUGAACCCCAUCCUGAUGUUAAUAUCUGCCUAGGUCUAACUUCAGAAUAUCAAAAAGACCCUCCAGACUUGGACAUCAAGGAGCUAAAGGAAACAGGUAGUCAGCCUCAUUCACCAACAGAUCACUCCUUUCUCACUGAAAAAACACUAGCUCCUCAGACCCUAGAUUCAAGUGUGUCAGCCCAGGAACCUGACAAUCCGAGUGUUCCUUCUCCUCCUGCUUCAUGUUUGGCAGAAGAGGUCAGGAGCCCCACUGCAAGUCAGGCCAGCCUCUGCAGCUUUGAAAUCAAUGAAGUCUACUCAGGCUGCUUGACAUUGGGAACUGACAAAGAGGAAGAGUGUCCGGGGACUACUUCUUCACCUGACGGGGAUAAACCAAACCAGGUAGAUGAACUACCAUCCCUGGAAGAAGAGCUGGAUAAGAUGGAGAGAGAAUUGCACUGUUUUUGUGAGGAGGACAAAAGCCUUUCAGAAGUUGACACAGACCUUUGCUUUGAGGAUGGGGACUGGCAAAGUGAUUCUCUUAGUUCACUCAGCCUGCCUGAACCAACCAGAGAAGCCAAGGGCAAAACGAGCAGCUGGUCCAAGACUGACGAGUACGUCAGUAAGUGUGUGCUGAAUCUAAAGAUUUCUCAGGUGAUGAUGCAGCAGAGUGCUGAGUGGCUGAGGAAGCUUGAGCAGGAGGUAGAAGAACUUGAGUGGGCGCAGAAGGAGCUGGACAAUCAGUGCAGGAGUUUGUGGGAUGCUUCCUUAAGGUUUGCAAAUGCCAAGUUCCUGUCAGCUGUAGGCCCUCCGUCUUUGACCUAUCUUCCUCCUGUUAUGCAAUUAUCAGAGUCCAAGCAGCCUGAAAAUGGUGGCAACUGGUUGGCCCUAGCAAGGUCUCCAGGAAAUGAGAGAGAGUUCCAAGAGGGACAUUUUGGCACAAAACCUGAGAAAUUAAGUGCCUGUGGCUGGAAGCCUUUUACACGGGUGUCUGAAGAAAGCAGGGGGGACUGCCCAGAGCCAAGCAAUCAGCUGCCAACUCCUUGUGGUCCUGGGAAGCAGAACACAGGUGAACAAUUACCAUCCACUCAAGAAGUCAAGGAGAGUUUGGAAAGAAAUACAAACCAAAAUAGUAGGAGUAUGGAGUCUCUGUCUUCUGAAAUCAAUGAUACUAAGUCAAGAAAUAAUGAAGACAAUGGCGAGGCACACUUAAAAUGGAGAUUGGCAGUAAAAGAAAUGGCAGAGAAAGCAGUUUCUGGACAGCUCCUAGUACCUCCUUGGAAUCCUCAGAGUAGCUUGCCUUUUGAGAGUAAGGUUGAAAAUGAGAGCACUCCUUUGCCAUGGCCCGAAGUUAGAGGUCCCGAGAGCACAGAUUGGCAGCACACUUUAGAAUGCCAGAGGGGAAAUGAUGAGCUGGAAGGAAGUACAGAGCCUGGCAAAGUGGACAGCAGUGACUGUAACAAGAACAAGCACAGCAGAUGGACAGGCCUUCAGCGUUUCACAAGGAUUAGAUACCCGUUCUUCAGAAGCCACGAGCAGCCAGAGCACACUGAAGCCUCUCAAGCAAGCUGUGACACAUCUGUGGGCACUGAGAAGUUUUACAGCACCUCAAGUCCCAUAGAAGACGACUUUGAAAGAAUCCAAAGUUCUUUUGCCCAACCUCAAGGCUCUGUUGAAGAAAAUUUCCAAAUAAGAGAAAUCUUUCGAAAGAAUGCUGAGAUUUUGACCAAGCCUCAGCUUCAAGCUAUUCAAUGUGCUGAAGACAAACAAGAGGAGACAUUAGAGGAGAUGCCAAAGGAACUGAAAGAGAAAAACAUAUCACUGACAGACAUUCAAGACCUGUCCAGCAUCACCUAUGAACAAGACGGCUGUUUUAAGGAAACCUCAUGCAAAACACCUAAAUUAAAACACGCACCUACUAGUGCCAGUACUCCGCUCAGCCCAGAGUCGAUUUCUUCAGCUGCUAGUCACUAUGAAGACUGCCUUGAAAAUACCACAUUUCAUGUUAAAAAAGGAUCUACAUUUUUUUGGAAUGGUCAAGGAACUAUGAGAACUUUGUCUGCCAAAUUUACAACAGUGCGAGAGAGAGCUAAGAGCCUGGAAUCUCUCCUCGCUUCUUCUAAAACCCUACCUGCAAAGCUGACUGACCCUCAAAGAUUGUGUAUGUUCAGUGGGGCUGGCUCUUCUAACAUAUCUGCAGUAUUUGUAACGUCAACCCACGCUACCAAGAGGAAGAGCCUACCUGGAGAACUAGCAGAAGCCACCUCUCAGCAUCAUCUUGAUGAACUUCCACCCCCAGCUCAGGAGCUACUUGAUGAAAUUGAGCAACUGAAGCAGCAGCAGGUCUCAUCCAUGGUGUCACAUGAGAACACAGCACAUGAUCUGAAUGUCACUGAAAAUGAUAAAAGGCAUUUGGAAGAACAAGAAACCAACAGUAGUAAAGACAGCAGUUUUCUUUCCAGCAGAGAAAUUCAGGAUCUGGAAGACACAGAGAGAGCUCAUUCUUCUCUUGAUGAGGACCUGGAAAGAUUGCUGCAGUUACCUGAGGAGAACAUGGCACUGAUGGACCCCACCAAGGGCUCUACAAGGGAGAAAAAAAACAAAGAUCAAGAUGUUGUUGAACAGAAGAGAAAAAAAGAAAGCAUCAAGCCAGAGAGAAGGAAAUCAGACAGCUUUUUAGGAACUUUGGAGGAAGAUGAACUAAAACCCUGUUUUUGGAAGCGACUGGGUUGGUCCGAACCUUCCAGGAUAAUUGUGCUGGAUCAGAGCAACUUGUCAGACUGAUUGGAACUGGACCGUGCUUGCAUUGUGGCUGUGACCUCCUUCUCUUAUCUUCUUCAGCUGCUUCAAGGACAGUAGUUCCAGUCUGUAACUCAUGCUUUGUUCUGCUGCUACUAUGGGCACAGUAAUGCGGCCCUAUCAUGUAGCAUGCUUAAUCAUUUGUUUUAAAUCAGGUUUCUGAAAAGUUCAAAGUAACCAUAAUGGCAAACACUUAAUUGUGUUCAGAAUGGCUUUUGUUUUUAUUGAUGUAAAAUUUUGAAACCAUAACUUUGUUAUAUAAUAAAGUGUUUACUUUCAAUGCUA